Messenger RNA from Perca fluviatilis (European perch), 1260 nucleotides. RefSeq names its product gastrula zinc finger protein XlCGF17.1-like. The transcript is spliced from 3 exons. Gene Ontology annotation, molecular function: RNA polymerase II cis-regulatory region sequence-specific DNA binding; DNA-binding transcription factor activity. Lineage: Eukaryota; Metazoa; Chordata; Actinopteri; Perciformes; Percidae. Gene Ontology annotation, biological process: regulation of transcription by RNA polymerase II. The record is from RefSeq and is a predicted model, not a curated record. The coding region runs from base 1 to 1161 and encodes 386 amino acids.
AUGUUUCCUGCUUUACCUUCAGAUGUCCAGAAAGUGAUUGUUGGUGAAGAACAUCAGCAGGAGUGGAGCUCCAGUCUGGACCAGGAGGACACAAAGCCCCCACACAUUAAAGAGGAACAGGAGGAACUCUGGAUCAGUCAGGAUGAAGAGCAGCUUCAAGGGCCCGAGGAGGCUGAUAGUGAAGAUGAUGAAGAGAAACCUCAGUUCUCACAGCUUCAUCAAAGACAAACUGAAGAGAUAAAAACUGAAGCUGAUGGAGAGGACUGUGGAGGACCAGAACCAGCCAUGAACUCAGAUCCAGAUACACAUUCACAACCAGACACUGAUGACGAGACUGGAGACUCUUCUGAACCUGAGACUGAUGACAGUGCUUAUUGGAAAGAGACCAGAGAACCUCAAUCAGGUUUAAACUCUCUGAAAAAUAAUGAAGUCCCUAUCAGUGAACCGAGAUUUAGUGCUGGUGAGAAUCCAUUUAGCUGCUCUGAGUGUGGGAAAAGAUUUUGUCAGACGACAAGUCUGAAGAGACAUGUGAUAGCUCAUACAAGAGAGAAACCAUUUAGCUGCUCAGUCUGUAAGAAAGCUUUUACAGAGAGUGGACAUUUACAGGCACACAUGAGAAUCCACACAGGAGAGAAACCAUUUAGCUGCUCAGUCUGUAAGAAAGCUUUUACAGAGAGUGGACAUUUAGAGAAACACAUACGAGCCCACACAGGAGAGAAACCAUUUAUCUGCUCAAUAUGUAAGAAAGCUUUUACAGUGAAGGACAGUUUAAAGAGACACAUGAGAUAUCAUUCAGGAGAGAAACCAUUUAGCUGCUCUGUCUGUAAGAAAGCGUUUACAGAGAGCGGGAAUUUAAAGACACACAUGAGAAUACACACAGGAGAGAGACCAUUUAUCUGCUCAGUCUGUAAUGACGAUUUUAGAGGUAGUGGAAGUUUAAAGAGACACAUGAGAAGCCACACAGGAGAGAAACCAUUUAGCUGCUCAAUCUGUAAGAAAGCUUUUACAGAGAGAGGACAUUUACAGACACACAUGAGAAUCCACACAGGAGAGAAACCAUUUAGCUGCUCAAUCUGUAAGAAAGAUUUUAUACAGAGUGGGAACUUAAAGACACACAUGAGGACCCACCACGCGAGUGUUACAAGCUCCCCUCUUGUUUAGCUUCUCCCUGUCUGCUCUACUCAGGUGAUCCUGAUUUGAUCGUUAGUGGUUGGCUCCGCCCCCUGUACUUAAGGAAGGCUGGAGGACUCAUUCAGAAUG